Messenger RNA from Ochotona princeps (American pika), 1648 nucleotides. It is a transcript of the gene WDR45, whose product is annotated as WD repeat domain 45. Gene Ontology annotation, cellular component: extrinsic component of membrane; cytosol; phagophore assembly site membrane. Lineage: Eukaryota; Metazoa; Chordata; Mammalia; Lagomorpha; Ochotonidae. Gene Ontology annotation, molecular function: phosphatidylinositol-3,5-bisphosphate binding; phosphatidylinositol-3-phosphate binding; protein binding. The transcript is spliced from 11 exons. Gene Ontology annotation, biological process: protein lipidation; nucleophagy; autophagy of mitochondrion. The coding region runs from base 282 to 1292 and encodes 336 amino acids. The record is from RefSeq and is a predicted model, not a curated record.
UGUAAACACGGGAGCAGGGCGCCGAAGCCCGGGAGGUCAGGGAAGCCGGGCCGCGGGCGGCGCCGAGAACCGGGCUUGACAGGGGGCGGGGGUUCCAAGACGGGGGAAGAGAGAUCACAAGGGAGGAACGGACUGGAGUUGGAGCACGAUCCCAGGGGGCAAACCUGGAAAAUGGCUCAGCCACCACUUCGAGGAGUGACCAGCUUGCGAUUCAACCAGGAUCAAACACCAGCUGCCUUCCACCUCUUCAUCUCCCAUCCCCAGGCUGCUUUUGCUGUGCCAUGGAGACAGGUGUGCGCAUCUACAACGUGGAGCCAUUGAUGGAGAAGGGACAUCUGGACCAUGAGCAGGUGGGCAGCACGGGCCUGGUGGAGAUGCUGCACCGCUCGAAUCUACUGGCCCUGGUAGGCGGGGGGAGCAGCCCCAAGUUCUCAGAAAUCUCAGUGCUGAUUUGGGAUGAUGCCCGGGAGGGCAAGGACUCCAAAGACAAGCUCGUGCUAGAGUUCACCUUUACCAAGCCCGUGCUGGCUGUGCGCAUGCGCCAUGACAAGAUCGUGAUUGUGCUGAGGAACCGCAUCUACGUGUACUCCUUCCCCAACAACCCACGAAAGCUGUUUGAAUUUGACACCCGGGACAACCCCAAGGGGCUCUGUGACCUCUGUCCCAGCCUUGAGAAACAGCUCCUUGUGUUCCCAGGACACAAGUGUGGGAGUCUGCAACUUGUGGACCUGGCAAGCACAAAGCCUGGCACGUCAUCUGCUCCCUUCACCAUCAAUGCACAUCAGAGUGAUGUGGCUUGCGUGUCCUUGAACCAGCCGGGGACUGUGGUGGCCUCGGCCUCCCAGAAAGGCACCCUCAUUCGCCUAUUCGACACCCAGUCCAAAGAGAAACUGGUAGAGCUGCGACGAGGCACCGACCCUGCCACCCUUUACUGCAUUAACUUCAGCCAUGACUCGUCCUUCUUGUGCGCUUCUAGCGAUAAGGGCACAGUUCAUAUAUUUGCUCUCAAGGAUACUCGUCUCAACCGCCGCUCUGCGCUGGCUCGCGUGGGCAAAGUGGGGCCUAUGAUUGGACAGUAUGUGGAUUCCCAGUGGAGCCUGGCGAGCUUCACCGUGCCUGCCGAGUCAGCCUGCAUCUGUGCUUUCGGGCGGAAUACUUCUAAGAAUGUGAACUCUGUCAUUGCCAUUUGUGUCGAUGGGACCUUCCACAAGUAUGUCUUCACCCCAGAUGGAAACUGCAAUCGAGAGGCUUUCGAUGUGUACCUUGAUAUUUGUGAUGAUGAUGACUUCUAAGGACCCUGGAAGCUGGAUUAGGGACCUGCCAUGGCAGGCUGCCAGUGGAACCUUGGUGUGGGUGUGGGGGAGGGGUGCUGUGGAAGUCCCCAGGCAGCAAGCAUGAAUGGGGCCUGUGCCCCCUGCUCAACUCGGCAGAGCCAUGUGUGAAUAAACAGCCUAACUUCCCCAAGAAUUUCUUGGUAACUGUAUGCACACAAAGGGCCAGGGACUGAAGGAGGCACCAGAACCAGCCGUUGAAGACUGUAGGAGCCCCGGAGGGCAUCACCUAAUCCCAUGUGGGGAUUUUAAAAAACUUCCCAGAAAAGAGAUCAUCUCAGAUGCGAUUAAUUGGAAUAAAAGGCUUUUUAAUAACA